Corylus avellana is the source of this 1014-nucleotide messenger RNA. RefSeq names its product small ribosomal subunit protein eS6. Gene Ontology annotation, biological process: translation. The record is from RefSeq and is a predicted model, not a curated record. Gene Ontology annotation, molecular function: structural constituent of ribosome. Gene Ontology annotation, cellular component: ribosome. Lineage: Eukaryota; Viridiplantae; Streptophyta; Magnoliopsida; Fagales; Betulaceae.
CCUAAAAGGAGUACACCUCUUUGUAUCUUCAUUUGCAGCAAAGAGAAGCGGCGCCUCUGCUCGACCCGGCCUCAGCGACUCAAGCUCUCAUCAUGAAGUUCAACAUCGCAAACCCGACUACGGGAUGCCAAAAGAAGCUGGAAAUCGACGAUGACCAGAAGCUACGGGCAUUUUUUGACAAGAGGAUUUCACAGGAAGUCAAUGGAGAUUCUCUUGGAGAGGAAUUUAAGGGCUAUGUUUUCAAAAUCAUGGGAGGCUGUGACAAGCAAGGAUUCCCCAUGAAGCAGGGAGUGUUAACUCCAGGCCGUGUCCGUCUCUUGCUUCGGAGAGGAACUCCUUGCUUCCGUGGGUAUGGUAGGCGCAAUGGAGAGCGUAGGAGGAAGUCUGUGCGUGGAUGCAUCGUCAGCCCAGAUCUUUCUGUUCUGAACUUGGUUAUUGUGAAGAAGGGUGAUCAUGAUCUUCCUGGUCUGACUGACACUGAGAAACCAAGAAUGAGAGGUCCGAAGAGGGCGUCAAAGAUCCGUAAACUUUUCAAUCUCUCAAAGGAGGAUGAUGUUCGCAAGUAUGUGAACACUUACCGUAGAUCUUUUACCAACAAAGCUGGGAAGAAAGUAAGUAAAGCUCCCAAGAUUCAGAGGUUGGUCACUCCAUUGACCUUGCAGAGGAAGCGUGCAAGAAUUGCAGACAAGAAGAAGAGAAUUGCUAAGGCCAAGUCAGAGGCUGCUGAGUACCAGAAGCUCCUUGCCUCAAGGCUGAAGGAGCAAAGAGAUCGUCGUAGUGAGAGCUUAGCCAAGAAAAGGUCCAGGCUCUCUGCUGCAUCUAAGCCAUCUAUUGCAGCAUAGGUCCACGCUCUCGCAAAGACAUUAAAUUUUGGUUAUAAGAUGGAUAUCAUUGAAAUUUUCUAGUAUUCUGAAAUACUUUUAUGAUUGCUUUGUUAGAAGCAUCUUUAAUGCUUUGCUCUUCAUUUGAUGUCGCUGACAUAUUUAUGGUUUCUUAUGUGGGAUUGUUUUUUAA